UGGAGUGAACAACAAACCGUUUCAUUUAAAGGUAAGUAUGGGCUUCAGGCAGACCACCACAGCCCCAUCCAGCAGCCUGGGCUUUGGGGAGACCACUGAGGAUACCAUGAUAGACGCCUACUCCCUGUCGCACACUGACAGCACCACCAACGCGAGCAACACCUACUCCAUAUGGGAACUACACCCUUGACUACAGCCAAUGCUUCACGUCUGCCAGUGCUGCCUGUCUGAGAAGGGCCCCAGGGGGAGAGGGGACCCGAGGGCCGGGAGGAGAGAAGGGACUUCCAGGUUUACCUGGAGAGAAGGGGUUGUUGGACUCAUGGGAACUUGUGGACUGGAUAGAAUGGCUGGAGCAACUGGACUGGAAGGAGAUAAAGGUGAGAAAGGAGAUCAAGGAAACAUGGGGAUGCCUGGUACUCUGGGGCUACUUGGGAGACAGGGAGAGAAAGGUCUACAAUACUCCCUAGAUUUCAUCAGAGUAAUGUGUAGUACCACUAGCAUCAUGGAGUAACAAUACAGAGUAACAUGACGAAAUGCUAGUGAUAGAAAAUAGUAGUGUUCUUAGACUGAAUGUAAACUGUUGUUUCACUAUCAAAGAAUUUCUUGCCACAGUAAGUAGUGGUGUAAAGUACUUAAGUAAAAAUACUUUAUGCUUAAGUAGUAUCUGUACUUAACUAUUAACA
Molecule: messenger RNA, 683 nt
Organism: Salvelinus sp. IW2-2015
Lineage: Eukaryota; Metazoa; Chordata; Actinopteri; Salmoniformes; Salmonidae
Source: RefSeq, a predicted model, not a curated record